AUGAGUGACACACUAAAACCUCCUUCACUCCAGGUGAGCAUGCCACAAGAUGUCCCAGCAUAUUCAGAUGGAGAUGGCAACACUGCUUCGGACUGCACCGUGCGAUCCAGCUCUUCAACUCCUACUCUUCAACGCAAACGCUUAAAGAUGCGGCACAUGAGGAACGUAGCCAGUGAAAAAGAGAUGAUGAGAGUUCGGCAAACCAGCAAUCUCUUGACAGCUAGAUCCCCUUCUAGCUUCAAGGAGUACCUUCAGUUGCCUUCUAUUGAGAUUACUCCAUCCAGCGAUGAGGACGCCCCGUCUUCCUGGUCAAGCUGUUCCACUCCCAGUGCAUCCCCUCGCCGCAAGCGUUUCUUGCUGAAGAAGUGGCUGCAGGUCAGAGAGAAGGAGCAAGGCAGUGAAAGCAGCACUGCCAGUAACUCAAAUAAGAACUCACCCUCCUGCUCACCAGUCCUGCGUAAACAUUCGCGCUCUCCCACACCGCAGAGCCAGGAGGGUGAGAACAUGGUGGAGAAGGGCUCUGACCACUCCUCUGACAAGUCCCCCUCCACACCUGAGCAGGUUGUCCAGAGAACGUACUCAGUGCAGUCUGCGCGAAGCGGUGGAAAGAACUCCAAGAGCCAGCCUUGGUACUCCAGAGUGCUGAGUCCGACAUACAAGCAGCGCAAUGAGGACUUCAGGAAACUCUUCAAGCAGCUCCCUGACACAGAGAGACUCAUUGUUGACUACUCAUGUGCUCUUCAGCGGGACAUCCUCCUGCAGGGACGACUCUACCUCUCAGAGAACUGGAUCUGUUUUUAUAGCAACAUCUUCCGCUGGGAAACCCUGCUGACAGUCCGAUUAAAGGACAUCUGCUCAAUGACUAAAGAGAAGACUGCACGCCUCAUUCCUAAUGCCAUCCAGGUCUGCACAGACACAGAAAAGCACUUCUUUACCUCAUUCGGAGCCAGGGACAGGACAUACAUGAUGAUGUUCAGACUGUGGCAGAAUGCCCUGCUUGAAAAGCCCUUAUGUCCUAAAGAACUGUGGCACUUUGUCCAUCAGUGCUACGGCAACGAGCUCGGCCUAACCAGUGACGACGAGGACUAUGUUCCCCCUGAUGAUGACUUCAACACCAUGGGGUUCAGUGAAGAGAUUCCCAAUGAAGAGAAUGAGAUAAACAAUGAAAACAUGACAAAGAACAACACAGAGCAAACCAAGCCUGAGGGGGGAAGUCCACCUCCACUUCAUAAGAAGGUUGUCCCAAACAGCACUAUUCCAAACCCCGGCAAUCAUGAUGACACAGGCAUCACAUUUGAACUCCCAGCAGAGGAAUUUGCAGACUGUUUACCGGAUGGUGAGCUACUGACUGUGCCUCUGAUGGUAGAGGAGAAGACUGAGACCAGUGGGCUUGGCGGUCCUGUUCCCUCACCCUCACUGGACUUUAAUGACAAUGAAGACAUUCCAACUGAGCUCAGUGACUCCUCAGAAACCCAUGACGAGGGUGAGGUCCAGGCUUUCCAUGAGGAUCUGAACGGAAGGCAGCAUAUCAAUGAGGUGUACAAGUUUAGCGUGGACAAACUCUACGACAUCCUUUUCACAGAGUCUCAGUUCAUGAAUGAUUUCAUGGAGCAGAGGCGAUUCUCAGAUGUUGUGUACCAUCCAUGGAAAAAGGAGGAGGCAGGAAACCAGACAAGAGUGAUCAUGUAUACCAUCUCCUUGUCCAACCCGCUGGCACCUAAAACAGCCACUGCCACUGAGACGCAGACUCUGUACAAAUCCAGUCAGGAGAGUGAGUGUUACAUCAUCGAUGCUGAGGUCAUCACGCACGACGUGCCCUACCACGAUUACUUCUACACUCUCAACCGCUACAUGCUCACACGGGUGGCCAAGAACAAGUGUCGAUUAAGGGUUUCAACAGAGCUACGUUACAGGAAACAGCCGUGGGGGCUGGUGAAAGGCUUCAUUGAGAAAAACUUCUGGAGUGGGCUUGAUGAGAACUUCCGCCAGCUAGAGUUAGAGUUGGCAAAGCUAGAAGAAAUCAUCACAGAGGCUCACCAACUCUCUCCGAAGGCUAAGGUGGUGAAGAACUCCACACUGAGGCGGAAAAAAAAACCACUCCCUCAUAUGCGCAGCCAGCAUCUGGAUGAGGCUCUCAGCCCUGUUACUACACCAACAGAUGAGGAAGUGAUUCAGAGGAUCAAACAAGUGGUGGGCUCCACGCAGACCAGACACCAGAGACCAGAACAUCAUCAUUUGCCAGGAGGCCUGGCUCUGUACAGCGUCUCUAAACUGCUGCUCAUUAUCAGCUUUGUGAUCUGUCUCAGCUUGAUCCUGCUUGUGUUCCUCAACAUGAUGCUCUUCUAUAAGCUGUGGAUGCUAGAGUACUCUGCACAGUCAUUAACAACAUGGCAAAGUCUGCGACUUCAGGAGAGUAAACUGCCUCAGACGCAGAUGGAGUGGGCCCAGCUCCUGGAGGCACAGCAGCGUUACCAUGAUGCCGAACUUCAGAAGUGGAGAGACAUUAUUAAGUCAUCGGUGGUGCUACUGGACCAGAUGAAAGACUCGUUGUUGAACCUCCAGCGAGGCAUUGGUUUGAGAGACUACAACUCUGAGACUGAGGAGAAGCCAAGUCGCUAUCACUGACACACCACCACAAGGCCAUGAGGGCAUGCUGUGCAAUAUAGGACCGGUUCUGUUUGUGAAGCAGUAUGCAGGCAACAGCAACACAGAGAGAACACAGACGGAGGCCAACAGUGAGCGGGUCCAAAGACACAAAGAAAGGAACUGUAGUAGUUUCCAGCGCA
Messenger RNA from Nematolebias whitei (Rio pearlfish), 2786 nucleotides. RefSeq names its product protein Aster-B. Lineage: Eukaryota; Metazoa; Chordata; Actinopteri; Cyprinodontiformes; Rivulidae. Bases 1 to 2625 code for a protein of 874 amino acids. Gene Ontology annotation, cellular component: endoplasmic reticulum membrane; plasma membrane; endoplasmic reticulum-plasma membrane contact site. The transcript has 19 exons. Gene Ontology annotation, molecular function: sterol binding; sterol transfer activity. Gene Ontology annotation, biological process: intracellular sterol transport. The record is from RefSeq and is a predicted model, not a curated record.